Momordica charantia (bitter melon) is the source of this 594-nucleotide messenger RNA. RefSeq names its product PHYTOCYSTATIN 2 (gene CYS2). The record is from RefSeq and is a predicted model, not a curated record. NCBI's taxonomy places the organism in Eukaryota, Viridiplantae, Streptophyta, Magnoliopsida, Cucurbitales, Cucurbitaceae. Gene Ontology annotation, molecular function: cysteine-type endopeptidase inhibitor activity.
UUCGUUCCCCUCGUCAAUCCCGUAAAAAAAGAAAAGGAAAAAGAAAAAAAAAACCCUCAAAUGGCGAGAAGAAGAUUAAUCGCGGCGGCGAUCGCAAUCGCGGCCGUGACGCUGGCGGCUGCGGCGGAAGGAUACGGCGGAAGAUUGGGCGGAAGGACGGAGAUCGAAGACGUGAGAACGAACGAGGAGGUGCAGGAAUUAGGGCGAUUCUGCGUGGAGGAGUACAAUCGGCGGAGGAACGGCGGCGGAGAGGUGAGAUUCAGGGCGGUGGUGGCGGCGGAGAAGCAGGUGGUGGCCGGAAUGAAGUAUUAUCUGAAGAUCUCCGGGAGCGUGAAGGGGGAGAGUGAAAUGUUGUUCGAUUCGAUCGUGAUUGUGAAGCCCUGGCUUCGCUCUAAGCAACUCCUCCAUUUUUCGCCCUCCACAAUUUUGAUCGCCAACAAAUUUUGAAUUUCUGUGUUUUUGUUGUGUGUGAAGUUUGUGAAAAUGCAUAAUAAAGAAAAUAAAAAUCGUGCUAUGUAAUGUAGCUUUUUCUUUUUUCGACAUGUUAGGACAAAAUAGUUUUAAUUAUAACACUUGAGCUAAGUUCUAAGCUUA